Messenger RNA from Zophobas morio, 4382 nucleotides. RefSeq lists its product as uncharacterized. The record is from RefSeq and is a predicted model, not a curated record. Gene Ontology annotation, molecular function: odorant binding; olfactory receptor activity. Lineage: Eukaryota; Metazoa; Arthropoda; Insecta; Coleoptera; Tenebrionidae. Gene Ontology annotation, cellular component: plasma membrane. Gene Ontology annotation, biological process: sensory perception of smell; detection of chemical stimulus involved in sensory perception of smell. The transcript has 7 exons. The coding region runs from base 1 to 1182 and encodes 393 amino acids.
AUGAUUAUCUCCAAGUGUCGUCAUUUGCUAACGCAUGAUUUUUGUUUAAAAAUAUACCGCGGGCUGACAGUUAAGAUAUUUCACCUGAAAGCUAUAAAAUAUGUGUUACUGUUGUUACAAAUAAGCGGGUACCUCCUGAUUUUGGUUCAAACUUGCAUGUUCUUCUAUAAAUUUGAUUUCGAUUACUUUACCCAGUAUGGAACAUUUUACACUUUCUUAUUAUACGUGUUGCUGGUUUUCAAAUGUUUACCCUAUGUUCUACUAGAUCUAGUAGAGUUCACGGAAAAGGAAAUCGAUUCGUGGAAUGUGAAAGACGACGUGUCUCCAAAAGUUACAGAGAAAAUUACACGAGACGUACAUUACGGGUUAUCUUAUCUGAGUUUCGGUGUAAUUUUAAGUUUUAUGACGGGGAUAAUGCUUGCAGCAACAACAGAUAUUGACGACGAUUUUUUAUAUGACAAAGAGCUCAUAACAUAUUUAUUUAAGUGGAAGGUUACCACUGUUAUGGUUUGUUUAAUUCGAUAUUUUUUCUGCUUUGUGCCUUACCCCACUACAAUAUCACCAUGCUAUCAACUGAUUUACUGGUUCAUCCGAGUUAAAUUGGCAAUAUAUAUAAUAAUAGACAGAAUGGAAAGAGUAAAUAGUGGAUAUGAAAACCAACAACAAUCAAAACUGGACGAAGUUUAUCACAAAACUGUGUCAGAAAGACUUAAAUGGAUCAUAGAUUUACACGUCAAGACCUGUGUACUAAUACGCUAUAUCGAAGGAAAAACAAAGGUUUUGAUGUUUCCUUUUAAAAUCUGUGCCACUUUAGCUCUUAUUAGUUUUGUUGCUUGCUACUUCUCGCUUGAAAGUAAGCCGAUUAAAGAGUAUAUUUUAUUGUCUAUACUUUUCACUAAUACACUCUUCACACUAUUUUUACUUACAUCAUAUGGGCAAUAUAUCGAAGACUUGUCGCAGGACAUUUUUGAUACUUCUGCACGUGUUAAAUGGUACCACUGGAAUCAUUCCAACAAAAAAAAUUACCUUAUAUAUCUUACGAACGCCCAGAAACCGUUUAAAUUCAACUACACUGAAAAUAUCUCAGUUAAUUAUCAGUUGGCAGUUGAUGCUGUAAGAAACUUGAUAUCUGCUUUGACGUUUGUCGUUCAGAUUAAAAUCGCAAGAGGUGAACUAGUUUAAUUAAUAUAGCAGUAUUUACUUUUCACAAAUAUCGAAAUAAUAAAAAUACCAUUUGUUAAGCACAUUUGUACUUUAAUGUAAUACACGUUACUUGCAUGAACUCACACAGUGUGCACAUGAUAUUUAGUUCCAAUAGCAUAUUUAAAUUGUUUUGACUAUUUCCUUUAAAAAAUCUAAUUCACUUCAACUUUUGCCAUAUCUGAAUUUGAAAAAAUAACAUAUAAAAAUUUAAGAUGAAUUUAUGUUUUAGGGAUCUGAACAUUUAUCAAAUGAACCGAAAAUAUAACUCUAUAGUUAACUUCUGACUUUCCCAUUUGACAGGUUGAGGAAAUUGCCGCCUUGUCAUUUUAAAUCAUCAUGCUGAAGUGCUUUAGAUUUAAAUUUUGAGUUGCGUUUGCGAAAACCAUUUACAUGACAAAAAUUUGUUACAAGUCGAUCACUGAAGAUUGGCUCCAGUUUAAAGCAUACAGAAAUUUCCACUUUAUUUUUCCUUACUACAUUUCUUAAACUCCAUAACGUCCAUCCGGAGAUCUUAUUUUGAAUUACCGGACGUCUAUAAAAUAAUUCUUAGAUUUUUAAUAAAUAAAUAUAAAAGCAAUGAUAAAUCACAAGUAGACUCAUCGUAUUUUGCACAUUUUCAAUACGAUCUUUUCGGUAAAAUUUUGAAAUGAUUUUUUGAGAGAAUAUACAGAAACAAGUUCCAAUUAUAGGACAAAAAUACAUAAAUAAAUAAAUAUACAUUCUAAUACUAAUUCUAAUACAGAUGACAAAUUAUACUAGAAUGAAGUUAGAAUUCUAUGAAGCAAUAAACGGCAAAAAUUAAGAAGCCAUAAAUAACCAAAGACAUAUAUGUAUAUGCAUGUGCCUUUCAAUAACAUAACCACUCUUACCAGACAAUCAUGACUAACUAACAGUAAUACUCACUCCAACUAAGAAAAUCGCUCACUAAUACAAAGUUUAAAUUGAUUUAUUAGUCUACAAGAAAAUAAAUCACAAUCGCAAUAUCUUUUCAAAAUACUUAAAUAAAAAUGUAUCCCUUUCCUACCUAUGUUCGUGUGAAGAGAUUUAGUAUAUAAAGAACUAGAGUGUCUGUUAUUUAUUCUAGGUACAUGAAAAUUGACAAGAGCAAGAAUGUCACUAUUAUUAAUUAUGUUAUGUAUAAUUUUCUAAAUAAAUAUUAGUGCAUUAGCCACACGUCUAGAAUGUAGGGUACUAAAUUUGUAUCUUUUCAAUAACUCAAAAUCAGAAUAGUUUCUGUAAGGCCAACUUCCUUCUUCUUUAAAGUACAAAAAUUUUAAGAAUCUCCGCUGUACAUUUUCAAUUUGAUGCAUCUGAUUAUAAUAAUAAGGAAACCAUGCCAGGGAGCAAUACUGUAACCUAAGUAGAUCUCACAAGCACAUUAUAGAGUACCGUUAAAGUAGAAAUGUUAUUAAAAUCCUUGCAGUUCCUAAGCAUAAAUCGUAAAAUUUUCCCCGCACUCAGCACGAUAUUAUUCACAUGUUCUCUAAAACUAUACUCGGAAUCAUAGUACACACCCAGAUCCUCUACAGGUCGUAGUUUUUGAAGAGGAUAGUUCUCAACAUAGUAAAUAUAUUGACAGAGAUUUUGACAUAAAGAAUACGUAACCACAACGUACUCUUUAUGUCUCUUUGUAUGUUUUAUGUUAUAAAUCAAUACAAAUAUUUGAAUAUCAUAAAUUUAAACACACAAAGAAAAAGCAAAUCGUCAUUAAAGUUACUAAAUGAAAAUACUCAAGUUUUUACAAAGACGUGGCAAGAAAUUUAAAUAUGAACACAAAUCAAAGACUAUGCAGAGAGUUCAAAUCACAAAUGACUGCCAGUGUUACAUUAUAUUGGGGGAUUCACGGGCUUUCCUCGCUGACUGUUUUUUAUCAUAAAGAAAAAGUUUGCCAUUAAACUACCUUCACCACAAAUUCGUGAUAUAAUUGUAGAUGUGGUCUUGCAACUUGCAAUUAAUUAACCAUGUUGCAGUAAAAUUUAGAAAUUCAGGCGAUGUUAUGCUAAUAAGUUAUUUUUCCGUGUUUUAUUUUUUUUUUUUAGGAAAUAGUCUACCAGUAGUUAGUUCUUCUUUCACGCACUCCAGAAAAUAUUGUAAAUUGUAUCAUAUCAAUCACCGGUAUUCAGAUAUCAUAAGUAAGGUCAAAGGAAACUGUUAGCUCGAGCAUGGCCAACUCCAUUCACACUUCGCUUCGCUUGUAUGAAGCGCAGCAAAAGUAGAUUGAGUUGGCCAUGGCUAACCGAAGAACUGUCGACAUCAAUCGUUUAAAAUUACAAGCCUAUUUUAAAGAAACCUCAAUGAGGUACAGUUUCGGCCAGGAAACUUUUGAGCAGUAUUUGAAAAAAAACACGAUGUAGUCUAUGCUUUAUUGUCCUAAUGAUUGACACUUUUAAAAAAUAAAUUUUGACGUACGUCAUCAUCCACAUUCCAGUCUACGUCAAAAUGGCAUACAUGGCCAAUUUGAAGUUAUAAGUACGUAAAGCCUGUUUUAGAGCUUAUGUCACUGGAAUGACAGAACUGUCCAAGAUUUUGUGGCCGAAACUGUACGAACUACUUGACAAAGGACAUUGUGAGAAAAGUACAAUUCAUGUGAGUAGAUUUUAUUUAGGUGGCAUUUAGUGUUUUUUUUUAAAAGAAAAUAGGAUUGUCCUUACUAUCUGUGUUUUUUGCUGGCAGAUAUUUUUUUGCCAUUCAAGCGACCAGCCUGUAUACUGGUCAUUAGGUUGACAAUUUCGACAUUGGUAUCAAGCAUCGGUUCAAGACAUUACUAUUAUCCUACUAUCUCUGUCUAGCACAUAGGUUAAGUUUCUCUUUUUCCACUUUAGAGAUCAGGUAUACUUGUCACAAAAAAAUUGUACCCUUGUAACAUUUUAAAAUCCAUUGCUACAAUUUAAAUAACAGUAGUCCAACCAUAAAUGUGAGAGAAACCGUUUGCACACUGUGUAGGGUGACACAUGCCCGCUUUGUAGAAACGUAAGUUUCAGGCUAGCAUGCCCAUCCAUGUGUGAUGGAUUUGCAAUACUGGGUCUGGGACUUAUACUUAAUGUUAGAAUCGUAAAACUUACGAAAUUUUUGCGACAAGUAUAAACUGCCGUAACUUAAAAUGUAAUAUUAGAUCUAGUCACUUUAAUUACAAUUUUUUAUGAAACACCGUUGACUUACAGGCCAAAGCCUAAUGUUAA